Molecule: messenger RNA, 1245 nt
Organism: Penicillium soppii
Lineage: Eukaryota; Fungi; Ascomycota; Eurotiomycetes; Eurotiales; Aspergillaceae
Product: Zn(II)2Cys6 transcription factor
Exons: 1
Coding region: 1-1245 (414 amino acids)
Biological process (GO): positive regulation of transcription by RNA polymerase II
Cellular component (GO): nucleus
Molecular function (GO): transcription cis-regulatory region binding; DNA-binding transcription factor activity, RNA polymerase II-specific; zinc ion binding
Source: RefSeq, a predicted model, not a curated record
AUGACACGAAUCAAAAAGCCUCGUGGCAUUCGUCAUGAUCGAGACUGCCACCGCUGCAAAGUCCGAGGUAUCAAGUGCGAUCUGAACCGCCCCCGGUGUCAAUCCUGCCUUCAGGGAGGAGAAGCAUGCCAAUAUCCACAAAGGGUCGUAUGGGUCAAAGACAAGAAGGCAAAGGCAUUAAACCCAUCACCAGAGCCAAGGGAAAACUCAUCACAAACAAGCAAUGUACAAAUACCGACCACCGAGAUCGUAACCAAACCAGCAUCCAUCAAUCUAUAUGGCUUCAUUGACCUCCUAGGCGCUUUCUACCAACAAAUCACUUCCAGCAGCCGAGACAUACCCGAAGAAGGAGUCCAGCUAAUAUCACGCACUCUCAGCUUUGCACGUUCACGCAUAGAAGAUGCAGGGAACAAAGAAUCUAUCCAGUCGCAUCUCAUCGCCCUAACGAAUCUCAGCCAAGUCAUUGAGUCCGCGCACCCGAUUGCGCUUUUUGGGAUAGCCACGUUCGCCAUGUUCGAAGUGUGUUGCGGGUCGUUUGGGAACUGGCAUUGUCAUCUACAAGGUGCGCGUUCGCUGCUGGACCUCCACUGCCAGCAUAAGGGUGCGCUCGAUGAUCUCUGCGGCGAGAUCUCCGGUCUGGCAAAUGUCCUUGCUUACCUUGUUUGGUUCGAUGUGACCGGUGCUCUGGUUAGAGAGAGCUCGUUAAUAUUUGAUGAUUGGCAUCGGGAAACACUGGACGCUGAAUUCUUUGACUCUGUCGGGUGCCCGGCUGAUACAUUUGAGUUUUUGGUGUAUCUUGCGAAGCACCGCAAUCACGACGGUAUCCAUACUUUAAAUCUUAGCUCACAGGCUAUGGCUCAAAUAUUGCAGCUCAAUGCGGGAGACUUGAGUGAGCGCAACCUCGCUGCUACGGUUUAUAGAGGUGCCGGGGCUAUCAUGGCAUUUAGUCGCGCGGGUGGGCUGGAGGAUCUCGAUUCUUCAACGUCGAUGUAUCAUUCAAUCGUUAUCUCUUCGAUGGUGGAUCGGGUCUGCGAGGCUAUAGCGAAGAUCCCUGCUACAUCCAGAUUCUAUGUGCAUCUAGCUACCCCCGCAUAUCUAUCAGGAAUGCAAGCCUCGACAACAAAGCAAUGUGAGAUUAUCCGAGGGUAUUGGAGGAACUGCCGGUCGUGUGAGUUCCCUCGUUAUCCGGAUGCAGAGGCGCAGUGUGAGAAAAGGUGGAGGAGAUCGUAUAGAAGCGGGGGUUAG